AUGUCGAAACUGCCGGCCUUCAUCAUCACGGACGGAACGGGACCUGGCGUCCUGUACCUCGGCCAACAAGUUGGAGCUGGACCUGAGAUCGAUUGGGAUAAAGCUACAGUCACGCUCGAUCAAGUUGCCGAGGAUACUGAACGGACCAAGCAUCGAAUUUCGAUCUACCGUCUUGAUCAACUCGAGAUGGCAUCAAAGGAGUAUUGGUUCCGAGCAUAUUCCAGCCGAAGUGGAGGUUUCAAUUCCAUUGGUCUGUUCAAAAGUCAGGCAGCCAAGAAUGGCCGUACUCUCAAUGUGGAGUCUUUGACGGAAGCUCAAAUGGCGGAUCAGCUUCGACGUCAUGUCAAUCGCACCGUCUUUGAAAGCCAUCUCAUCUCCUUUACCGUUUCAUUCAUGUGGGCAUUUCAUAGAGCGCUUGCUCUGAGAGAAGCUGGCCAUGAACACGUUCGCAUUGCUAUCAUAGAUAGCUGGGACAUUCCGAAGCGGACCUGGGUGAGACACGGUCAUUCAAUGCUCAAAGGAUAUGGCAUUGAACGUGAGUUGAUGUUAGAGAACCUCGGUCAAGGAGAACUCUUCGUGUGGGAUCAACUCCGUGUUCCUAUGGACGGCGUAAGGCUUGACGACAUGCUGAAGGCCGGAGUGUUGACAUUGCUGCCAUUCUAUCGGAAGCCUGACUGCGACCUUUUGUCCAGUUCUCCUGCAAAACACCCGAAGCGCAAGCCGAAGCAACUCUCCAAAUGGAAGAAGCCUUAUGUUAUCAGGAAUCAGAUUUUCAAACACUUGACUGAUGUGAGGGCAUUUGUCCGAAAAAUCAACGAAGAAAUGGCACCAAAGACUUUCAGGGAGAAGCAUGUUGCAGGUUGUUCGUUCUACAAGAAGAAGCUUAGUGUUUGGUGGCUCCAGAACAGUUACAUUCCCCUUUCUCAUCAGCAAAGGGAUGCUUUUGUGACAUUUGUGGAGGCCUUGUUUUCCGCUAAGUAUCAAUUUCCGAUGCUUAUCACUUUGUUCUCCUUGCGCCUGGACGAUAUCGAGCAUGUCGACAUCAUCGACUGCAUGGACACCCUCAGAGAUCAUCCAAUGAUGUCGGAAGUCAAACAAUGCUUCAAGGGGAAAUUCCGAAGAGGUUCAAAGGAGCUAGACUCGUUCGAAUGGCUUCUCGAACAGUGUGCAGAUCGACUGGGAGUGCCAUGCAGGAUAUUUCAAGAAUGGCACCAACCUCGUUUCACAAUGCCACGAGCACAGCAUCUUCACACUAUGCUUCCAUUUCUCACAUGGAGAGCGCGAAAGAAUUUUGAGAGUCGGUUAAAGCAAGAGCUUGAGAGGAAGAGAGGCGUUCAGAUUAACCAAGGUGUAGAGAGGCAAACUGGUCGAGGCACCAAGCAAACAAUUGCAACUUCUCCCAAAUGUGCUAUUCCAUUCAUUGUUACGGGAAAGCGCAAGGCAGAUAUUGAGCUCGAUCGAGCGGCAGUUAAGAAGAGCAGGAGCAUUCGAGCCGACGACGCCUCAGUGAAUGCCUUCGUGCAGAACAUUGCCAACAAGAUGGGAACAGUCGACAUCUAG
Exophiala bonariae is the source of this 1560-nucleotide messenger RNA. RefSeq lists its product as uncharacterized. Bases 1 to 1560 code for a protein of 519 amino acids. The record is from RefSeq and is a predicted model, not a curated record. Lineage: Eukaryota; Fungi; Ascomycota; Eurotiomycetes; Chaetothyriales; Herpotrichiellaceae. The transcript has 4 exons.